Messenger RNA from Blepharisma stoltei, 1467 nucleotides. The record is from the annotation of a GenBank genome assembly. Lineage: Eukaryota; Ciliophora; Heterotrichea; Heterotrichida; Blepharismidae.
AUGCUAACUCUAGUUUUGGCUUUCCUAGCUUCAGCUCAAGCAGUUCCCGUCACAUCUACUCCUGAAGGACUUCUAAAAUUCUACGAAGCCUUAGAAAUCAAUUCAAUGAACCAUACAAUUACUUAUUUUGAGGGACGCGGGCUUGGAAUUAAAUUAAAUUCAGAUGUGCACGAAGGUGAUAUUGUUCUCAAAAGUGCGCCGGUACUGUCUUUAUGCAGUAUCGAGCCUUUUGAGUUCAGUCCUUACUUAAAAGGCCUGCCUUCCUAUGAAAAACUAGUUGCGAGGAUCUUAUAUGAAAAAUUUAUAGGGAAAAGAGGAAAUUUCAUCACAGAAUACAUCCAUUCAUUGCCUGUAGAUAUUGACACUCCAGACUUCUGAAGCGAUGAAGAAUUUGCAUUAUUUCAUAAAUAUGACUUAUAUAGCCUUCCCAGAGAAGUUAUAACAAAAAAUCUUACUGAGAGUCACAAUAACUUUAUUCACAGGGUAGGCAAGCUAAUUGGAGUCCCUAAAGAAGCAUUAGAAUAUGAUGCCUACUUAUGAGCUGCAUCAAUGGUUAAGAGCCGAUCAUAUAACUUCUCUAAAGAUACAAUUUUAAAACUGUUUCAAAUUACUAUAGAUGAUGAUGAAUACAAAGAUGAAGAAGAGCUUUCUGUUAUGAUAUCACUCUUAGAUUUAUAGGAUUUCCGCCUAUAUAUAGUUCUGUAAGAGCUGUGGAUUCUGUCCGGAAUCCUUUGGUUGGUGGGACCAACUCACUUGUUGGCUCCACCAAAUAAUGAUUUCGGACAGAAUUCGCAACCCUUACAGAACUAUAUAAGAGAAAACCCUAUAGCUAACCAUUGGUAUCAGCCAAGGUCUUCUACUUUUAAGGGCCGAGUUGUUAUAUGGACACAUACUCCAGUUCCUGCAUUUGCCAUAGUAGCAGGAUGGAAUCAAUCUGCAGGGAAUGAGUUUUUCUAUCAAUAUAACUCUGGGCUAAAUAAUUUUGACUUAUUAACAGCCUUUGGGUUUGUAAUUGAAGAAAAUCCAAAUGAUUUUAUGAUUUUGACAUUUUCUGAUGUUGCUUGUUUUGAGUAUAAAGCAUCAGAAAAUAGCUGCAACUAUAGAUUAUAUCCAGGCCAGCCGAACAAAAAUUUGAUUAAGCUUUUCAGCAUCAAAUGGCUACAAAAUGCAAUAUUUGAUGUCCCUGAAACAGAAAGCCUUCAUGAAUUUUAUGAAAAAAUCCAAGAAGAAAAUGAAAAGCAUGCUUUCAUUCAAACUUUAUGGAGCUAUAGAAAGCAAAUAAUUCCAAGAGUUGAGAAUAUGAUAAGCUUAAGACAAGUAGAAAGGGAUAGGAAAAAUGCAAAAACACAAAGGGAAAAGAUAAUUUUUUCAUAUGCGGCAGCAAUGAGGAAAACAAUAUAUGAACAUUUGAAAUCAGUUGAUAGAGAGCUGCUUUUAAUACUGGCCAAAGGACUUAAUUUAUCUUAA